Molecule: messenger RNA, 774 nt
Organism: Symbiodinium natans
Lineage: Eukaryota; Dinophyceae; Suessiales; Symbiodiniaceae
Source: the annotation of a GenBank genome assembly
AUGCCACAGAUCUGCAUGAACUGCCACGGAAUUGACAUCAGGUGGAGUCUGCCCUGGCGGCAAAGACAGCUGAGCUCUCACAGGCUGCAGUCCCAGCAGAUGCAGAGACAAAGGCAUCACCGCGAGCUCUUGGUCACCUUAGUGCUCUUUCGAAGCUCUCAUGGACUUCCUUCUGUCAACGUUUGCCGUUCCCAGGCUUCAACCGGCGACAUGUUCACUUACUCUGUUCCGAUGAAGAUCUUGCAGGCCUUCCUGGAAGCCACGCCGGAUGCUGCCUUGCAGAGCAAGCUGUGCGUGCACCGCUUUACACACAAGAUGUCCAACACCUACGGGAAGAAGGCAGUGGAAGCAGCCAUCCCAGAUGGGGAGUGGAUGCGGUCAGAGAGCAGCUCUCGGAUCCCAGCACGGCCAGAGGCAGACGACAGCGAGGCUGACAACCUGCGGCGCGGCGAGGAGCUGGUCAGCAACGCAUCAAAGAGGCUCAGCGGGGACGCCGUGCCCUCCAACAUCCCGAGCAGGCUCUCGGAUGCCCAGCAAGCCGCUGAGAUGAUCGGCAACCUCAGGACAUCGAUCGAGCGCAGGGUGAUCCUCAAGGCAGGCGAGACCUUGGAGGAGAAGGAACUUCGAGAGCUUGCCAUGGACCUGGUGACUGAUGCUGUCACGGCUGCUGGACUGGACCAGGUGAUCGGGAUCCAGCUUUGGGCCAGGGACACCGCAACAGAUUUUGUGAAGGCUGCCGCAAGAAAGCUUGAAGUGAAAGUUCGCGAAGCGUAG